This is a messenger RNA of Paracoccidioides brasiliensis Pb18, 420 nucleotides long. RefSeq lists its product as uncharacterized. The transcript has 2 exons. Bases 1 to 420 code for a protein of 139 amino acids. The record is from RefSeq and is a predicted model, not a curated record.
AUGUCGACGGUGGGCUGGAGAGAGUCAUCAAGUGUCUCAAGGCAGAACCAGUGGCUGGUGGACAUGUUUGUUGGAAUAAAGAGUCCAUUUGGUGAGUUAGAGACUUUUAAGGGAAUGCUAGCUCACUCAAAGGUAAAUACGUUGCCGGCGAUGAAGAAGGUUAGGGCAUCAUCGCUGCCUGUGAUCCCGCAGCAAAAUGUUGUAUUCCACGUCUCACCAAACCAAAGUGUUCCCGCCGUUCUCAGUCCUCUCUCAAAUUGUCCUCCACCAACGCUGCCAUCACCUCCAGCACCUUCAAAUCGGAAUAAGAUAAAUCACAGAAAACUAAAAAGGACACCAAAGCCCAUCAUUAACCUCAGAUUUCGCAAGAUGCAUUUCGAAGAUGUGCCUAUGUAUCAGGAAGAGGAUUGUCUGGGUUAA